AUUUAAAAUUGUUAAGCUUACUAAUAUAAUGCAACAUGAGUACUCAAGCUAGGAGGCAUAGCGUCAGAACCUAUCACCAAGGAUGGAUGAACGUUAAACAGGGACAUACAUACUGUCGACUGUAUGCACAGCUUAUGUCCGGAAAAGAACUCCGAUUUUACCAGAAUGAAACAAGAACUGGACCUGGGGCUGUUUCAAACUGUCAAUUUCAAGUUGAUCUCAGAUAUUUGACUGACGUUGAUAUGAGGAGCGAUCGAAGAGCAGCAAAUGCAGAAUAUCUCAUUAUACUCAAGUUCAAGCAUCAACCUGAAAUCAAAAUGAGGUUUCAAUAUUUUGAUGACAGAGCCGUUUGGGAAAGAUAUAUUCGCGCUGCUGGUUUGAGUAAACUUCCACAGAAGACGGAAAAUUUACUUCCGGGACAAAUACACGAAAUAAAAGAUAUUAUUGAAAAUGAAGAAAACACCGAAAAGCAACGAUUGGAACAGGAAAGGCAAGAAAACCAGCGAAGACAGACGACAGAAGGAAAUGGAAGUCAAACACCCGAUUAUACCCCGAUGGAUCCCGUAAACGGGCUUAUCGGAGAAGAAACAUAUCCAUGGUAUUAUCCAAAUAUCUACGCUCGACAUGAUGCUGAGCAAAUAUUGAACGAAAAUACUGGUGCUGGAAACAUGCUGAUUCGUCGACGACAACUUGAUAAUACUGCAGAUGAAUACGAUUUUGCAAUCUCGACUAAAACUGUUGCUGACAGUAACCCAUUCAAACAUUUCAAGGUGAAAUACAAUCGCCAACUCGGUGAAUAUCAGAUACAGCUAGUAAAUGAAAAACAUCCAAGACUGGACUCACUUGAGUCUAUGAUUGCUUAUUUCGAAACUAGAAGUAAUAAUAAAUAUCGUCGUCUCUCUGUCGCCAUUGAAACACCCUCGCAUUUAUAUGAACAACGACUCUUUCCAGGACCGAAUACCCCGAUUUACGAAAAUGAACUACCGGGACGUCCGCGCCACUUUUCGUAUGAGAAUAAUGGAAGAAGAUAUUAAUUUUUUUCAUUAUUUUAUCUGUACAGUUGAUUUUUUGUUUCUAUUUUGAUUAAUUUUUGAAUCAUAUCCCUAUAAAACUUAUAAAAGAAAAAGGGCAAUACCAUCGAGCAAUACCACAUGUCACAAGUUAUUGCAAACGAAAUAUACAUAUGGAUCGCUUUGUUAUUAUGUUGUUGUUGUUCUUGUUAAUAGCUUCUUCUUGUUUAUCGGAAGGAG
Molecule: messenger RNA, 1250 nt
Organism: Styela clava
Lineage: Eukaryota; Metazoa; Chordata; Ascidiacea; Stolidobranchia; Styelidae
Molecular function (GO): signaling adaptor activity
Source: RefSeq, a predicted model, not a curated record